Molecule: messenger RNA, 627 nt
Organism: Limanda limanda (common dab)
Lineage: Eukaryota; Metazoa; Chordata; Actinopteri; Pleuronectiformes; Pleuronectidae
Product: leucine-rich melanocyte differentiation-associated protein
Exons: 4
Coding region: 1-627 (208 amino acids)
Source: RefSeq, a predicted model, not a curated record
AUGGAUCAUCAUACUUCAGGCCAUCACAGUCAGUCCAGCCAUGCCUCCAGCUUCCACUGGCUGUCAUUUGCGUACCAGGGCCUGACAGAAAUCCCUUAUGAAACUAUCCUCACACAGACAGAGACUCUGGAGGUGCUGGACCUGAGCUACAAUCUGCUGGAUGAUCUUUAUUGGAACCCGGUUCUGCUCGGUCAGCUGGAGAAGCUCAGCACUCUGAUUCUGGACUGCAACAAGUACACAUCUCAUGUGAAGUUCCCCUACAUGCCCAGAGUGACCACAGUGUGCAUCAACAAGAACAAAAUCAACAAUUUGCCCGUGUUCGUGGAAGAAAUACGACGCAAGUUCCCCAACAUCAAGAUCCUCAGUAUGAUGAACAACGAGGCAGCACCAAGCUACUUCAAUGGAGGAAGCCUGACCCAGUUCAAAGACUACAGACAGUACGUCAUCAGUCAGAUCCCAGGUCUGGAGAUUCUGGAUGACACAGAGGUCCUGGAGAAGGAGAGAGCCCAGGCUCGGAAAACCUACAGGCUGCAGCAGAGCAGCCACGGCAACAGGAAGAGGAAGGAGGACUCCUCCAGGAAACACACACACAUGCAGAAAAAGUCUAAUAUGAUCAGAAGACAAUAG